AUGGCUGUGCCAGGAUAUUAUGAGUUGUAUCGUAGGAGUACGAUUGGUAACAGUUUAGUUGAUGCGUUAGAUACACUUAUCAGUGAUGGUAGAAUAGAGGCUUCUCUCGCUAUGCGCGUAUUGGAAACGUUCGAUAAAGUGGUGUCGGAAACUUUAAAGGAUAAUGCACAAUCUAAGCUGACGGUAAAAGGUAACUUGGAUACGUAUGGGUUUUGUGAUGAUGUGUGGACUUUCAUUGUUAAGAAAUGCCAAGUCACCGUUGAAGGUCCAGCUAGUGCUUUGAACCCAACAGAUGAACCACAGACGACAUUGUCAGUGGAUAAAUUAAGAAUCGUCGCAUGUAAUUCAAAGAAGAGUGAUUGA
Messenger RNA from Nakaseomyces glabratus, 363 nucleotides. RefSeq names its product transcription initiation factor IIA subunit gamma (gene TOA2). The record is from RefSeq and is a predicted model, not a curated record. Gene Ontology annotation, biological process: transcription initiation at RNA polymerase II promoter; RNA polymerase II preinitiation complex assembly. Gene Ontology annotation, cellular component: transcription factor TFIIA complex. Gene Ontology annotation, molecular function: TBP-class protein binding; RNA polymerase II general transcription initiation factor activity. Lineage: Eukaryota; Fungi; Ascomycota; Saccharomycetes; Saccharomycetales; Saccharomycetaceae.